AUGGAGGCGCCACAUCUGACGCGCCGCAAGCCCAAGGCGCUGCCGCGUCUCAUCGUCGAGCCCGAAGACGAAGACGAGGCCUUCGCCGCCGUCCCCGUCGAGCAGAUGAGCGCGCGCGGCGUGUUCCUGCUCUCGAUGGCCGUCACGUCGUUCGCGGCCUUCACGCUCUUCGCCAUCGCCGAGCUCACGCACCACCACCCGCGCUUCCUGCUGGCCGACGUGCUGCAGGGCGAGACGCACCUCGCCGCGCAGUGGGCGUUGUUGCUGGCCGUGCCCGCCACGAGCGCCGCCGCGUGGUUCCCGAUCUCCAUCUCGCACGCGCCGAGCGGCGUGCUGCGCAUCACGUCGUCGCUGGCGAGGCGCUACCGCCGCAAUCACAUGUUCGCCAUCUACCAGAGCGUGGGCUGGACGCUGUACGCGCUGUUCGUGGCGCUGCAGCUCGUGUGCUUCGGGUCCGACGGCGUGCGCGGUCUGCCGUUCUGCCGACCGGGGAGCCGCUCGGUGCAGGCGGUGGCGGCGUUCAUCGCCGAGGUGCUCAUCAUCUCGUCGGUGCUGACGCUCGAGAAGCGUCGGGACCGCAACCGUCAGCGUCGGAAGGACCGGUUCGUGGUGCAGCUGAACAACUUCAACAACAUGCUGCUGCUGGUGGGCGCGACGCUGUUGGCUUUGGCGUCCGAGUACACGCGCAUGUUCCCGCAUCCAUCGGGCAGCAGCGUGGGGUAUCCGAUGGCGACGGGACUGGGUUCACUUGCGCUAUUCGUGACAGCGCUCUUCAACACGUACGGUCUGGGCGGUGUGCUAUCCACGAAGGACGGCUGGAACUUCUAUCAGCCGUUCAUGGGUGGAGCUCGCUUCGUAUUGUUCCAGAUCGUGUCAUGGACGUGUUUCGGGGCCGGUGCGGCGCUGCAGGUGCUGUACUUGCUCUCGCUUGUGGUUGUAGAGCUGGAGCUGUUUGUCGGUGCAAUGGGCGUCGCAGGAUCGCUGUUCGUGGUCGCGGAGAUCGGCAUGAUGAUGUCGUUGUUGGUUUUCAGGAAGGCUGUUCAGUCACCGAAGAGAGCCCCUGAAGAUGAAUCGAACUCGUCAGAAGAUGUUACCUCGGCUGUAUCAUCGUCGAUCCAUGCCCGCUUUUUGGGUUUUCAUGAACGUCUUCGCGACUUUGCAGACGAGUGCCUUGCGGUGCUGGUUAUCGGUGGGUUGGCCAACAUCCAGUUCAUUCCGAACGCUCUGAUGUUCGUGUUCUUCGCACUCACUACAAACUUGAGCCCGGCUGGUGUCGCGUUUUACGGCGUGGUAGCUACUGGAAUGGAGUUUUUCAUGGUGAUAUCUCGCUCAAUCGCGACGCACUUGUACUUGAAGGAUUCGCACAACGGUCUGCGGAAGGAAGUGAACCGCUACCAUGUCAAGUACGUGUUGCCCCAGGUUGUCACGGGCUGCCUUCCGGCUGUAGCCACGUACCGCCACUACAUCGACGACAACGACGCGUUUGUUUCCGUGCUGCUGCUUACAGCCUUCGUGUACAUUUACGAAUUCACGUACCGUGGCAAUCCCCAACAAACCGGGUGUCGGGAGCGCAUAAGCUGGGUCACGGGUCGCAGCAUGCUGAUCGACACGGUCAAGCGCUACUUCAGUGGAACAAUCAUUCGGAUGGCACCCCUCGACCCGGAGAAGCAGUAUGUGCUGAGCUUCCACCCCCACGGAAUCAUGCCGAUCUCGGUCAUGUGGCUCCAGUUCACGGCGCAAUGGCGAAAGCUGUUCCCGAACUUCUACGCGCACAUUUUAACGGCGAGCAUCCUGCAUCAAAUUCCGCUCGCCCGCGAUGUGCUCCACUUCUACGGGUCGCGUGAAGUCUCCCGACAAGCGUUCGCGUAUACACUCAAGCAGAAGGAAAGCGUGCUGCUUGUGCCCGGUGGUCAGGCGGAGAUGCUGGAGCAACAGUCUGCGAAGAAAGAGGUGCGCGUGUACACCCGCCACAAGGGCUUCAUCCGUCUUGCCAUCGAGCACGGUGUGCCGCUGGUGCCCGUGCUUAGCUUCAAAGAGGGCGAGAUGAUGGACAAUGUCCAGGCGCCGAUGCUGCAGCGCUGGUUCGUCAAGAAGCUCGCGUUCCCGUUCCCGUACUUCCCGUACGGCCGCGCUCUGCUGCCGAUCCCGCGUAAGAUCGAUAUUCCGGUUGUAGUGGGGGAGCCAUUGGAGGUGCCGCAUAUCGAGAAGCCCACUCAAGAGGAUAUCGACAAGGUGCACGCCAGAUACUUUGCUGCCCUUCAGGAAAUGUUUGACAAGUAUAAGGAUGAAGUCGGCUGCGGGGACUACAAACUCGUCCUCCUUUGA
Molecule: messenger RNA, 2325 nt
Organism: Phytophthora sojae
Lineage: Eukaryota; Oomycota; Peronosporomycetes; Peronosporales; Peronosporaceae
Exons: 3
Coding region: 1-2325 (774 amino acids)
Biological process (GO): lipid metabolic process
Source: RefSeq, a predicted model, not a curated record